CAUAAAUUGCAAAAACAGAUCACUCUGGAGUCCGAUGUCAACAGAAUGUGUAAUUUAGCCUAAACACAAAAAGAAUUAGGCACACAAAAAGUGUUUCAAGCGAAAAUUAAGCAGGUUUUAAGUAAAACAAAUCUGUAAAUUCUUGCCAACUUCACCCAUAUUUGGUUUUUGUUUAGCAAAAAAAGUAGUGUGUAGUUCCAGUAGUUAGCUACACCACAUGUCAAAAAGUAAUGAAGUACUGAAAACACUACCAAGAUUUGAAUUUAGUUACACUACCACCAAGGUACUGUAAAAUGUCAUUACAUUUCGAGUUGAAUUAAAUAUAGUUCACUACACUGGCCCGUGCACAUGACAUGGUUCUCACAACUAGGGGAAGUGAAAUGAUAGGCUAUGACUUUGAUCAUGAUGCACGCCGCAAAUUAUACUGUAUGUACUGGUAUCAACAACCUGAACGCAUCGGAUACGAAAAAACUAUAGAAAUGUAACAACAGCACGAAAUAGAUACAUCCGUAAAAAAUAAAUGUGCGGAUGCCUUUUCAUUAUCGGAUAGAUGCUUGAGAUUUCUAGAUGCACCAAUCAAAGCAGUAGCCUCGUAUGAACCAUCCUGAUCUCACGAGCUCACAUUCUGUUUCUCUACACGAAACAGAGUCUGCAUUCCAAACACUUAAAAUACACACCCUAUUCCCUCACCCUCAAAUGAAGUGUACACAUAUGACCACCUAUCAUGACGUUUGACGUGUUUCCCCUUGCAGGGCAAGGGGCGAGGGAGAAAGGAAGUAAUGAUUUUUAAAUGGACCGCCCUUUCCCGGAAAUUCGUCACUUGUUCAGCACACGAUGAUUAUUUUUUAAGCCAGUAGAUUGUAUUUUCAACCAGCAACUAUCAGGAAAUAACUGAUUUAAAAUACAGUAUUUACAGUAUUAGUUUCAUAAGCUGUUGUACAGUAUGAACUUUAACUGCACUGGGCCUGUAAAGCCAUAUAGGGCUGAUAACUGUUCAGUGUCUCCUGUCCACUCUCUUUAUCAGAAAUGCAGAAUAUGCGUCCCAAAUGACACCCUAUUCCUUAUCUAGUGCACUACUUUUGACCAGUACCCAUAGGGCUGUAGCGAAUAGGGUGUAAUUUGGGACAGAACCAUAAAGAUGCUGCUGCUUCGCCAUGGGGGACUGAUCACAUUAAUUUUGACACUGAUUGUUUACAGUGGCCCUCUGCUGCCAUGGAGAAAGGCAGAGACAACACAUGGUGGCAUCCAGUCACUAAUGAGGCUCUUUCUCACCAUACUUCAGAUCACAUCCCCUCUCCCAAACCAAAAUACACUCUGAUGAUGCUCUUUCUCACCCUACUUCACAUCCCGCCUCCCAAACUAAAAUACACUCUGAGAAAAGAGUGAAAAAAGAAAAACAGAGACAUUAAUAAUGCAGCGGUUGGCAUUUGGAUAACGUGUGCGUGUGUGUCUGUGUGUGUGAUGCCUUCACUGGAGCAUCACUACAUUACCGUAGCAGAGUAGUCAGCUUGCUGUGAGAGGAGCGGUGCAUGUGGGCGCUGUGGCAGGACCAAAUGGGAUUUACUAUUCUGAGCAAAGCACUGUGACAUUAAGGGAAAGUGUACAAUACAGGAGUCGGGAGGAAGGGCGAGAUACGUUCAAUGGGUUAUCAGAUGGCUUUGAUACUGUAGCAUUAUACACAGCACCAGUGGAGGCUGCUGAGGGGAGGACGGCUCAUAAUAAUGGCUGCAAUGGAGUCAAUGGAAUGGUAUCAAACACAUGGAAACCAUGUAUUUGACACCAUUCCACCUAUUCCGCUCCAGCCAUUACCACGAGCCCGUCCUCCCCAAUUAAGGGGCCACCAACCUCCUGUGCACAGCAUACGGCAUGGUCAUUCUGUUGGUCUUUCCCUGUUCUGCCUUAGUGAGUGGGACGUUACUGUGAGGGCUACAAUGACUGAAUGACUGGUUGCUCUUUUCUUGUCCUAGUGAACAAAGUGAACAUCAGUCAUCGGACUUUGUGAAGAGGAUCCCUGCGACUAUAGGUCAGAGUUUGCUUCUUGGAUGCAACACUAUGAAUGGGUUAGAGAGCAGAGUGUAAGAGUUAGUGGUGGUCACCAGAGCAGAAACAUAUCAAGGUCUGGGAUGCGAAGCGGAGAGAGCUUCUGUGAAUAUCGUGACAGGGACAUGGGAUGUCUCUGACUGUGCAGCGAAAUCAACAUGACUUUCAUUCUGCCCUCAGUCUGGUAACAAGUGAAGACGUCGUCCAGCUUGUCGCAGCAUCCGGCACCCAAUAAAAAGAGAAAGAGGGUGGAACAAAGGGAGAAGAGAGAAAGGGAGAGACAGUGGUAUGAUGUGAAGGAGACAAGAAGAAUAAGCGAGAGAGAGAGAGAAAAGGAGAGACUAGAGAGGUAAAGUGGGGAAGAGAGAAGAAAGAAACUCACAUUUUUACAGAUGGAUCUGGGCGUGCUCAAGACUCUGGAGAGAGAGAAGAUUCUGGAGGUUCUUCAGAGAGACAAACUUUUACGCAGCACGGAUAACGACAGGAUAAGGAGGCUGAAGACGGAGCUACAGGAGAUCCGAAGGAAAGGUGCCAAGAGUUUUGCCCGGCAGUACAGCGAAAGGACGUGCGCCCGCUGUCAGAGGCCGCUGGGAAUGUUCUGGAACUCGGGCGCCGUGUGCCGAGGCUGCAGCCACCGCAUCUGCAACAAGUGUCGCGUGGGCGUGUCCGCCCUGCACUGGAAGUGUACCGUCUGCCACGCCUACAGGGAGGUUAAGAUCAGAUCCGGGGAAUGGUUUUUGGAAGAAAGGGACAAGAAAUUUCCACCUGACACAGAAAGGCAUGAGACUGUUGGGGAGAAACUACUAAAGUCUUACCAGAGGUUGAGUCAUAUAACAGUCGUUCCGCCAACCCCUCCACCCUAUUACGAUGGUCCAUCCUUCAGCAGAUCAGGGGGACUGAAGAAUUCCUUUAAAAAACCAUUCACCAAGUCUAUGGAGGACCUGAUGGUUUCCCUCACCAGCCACAUGAGAAGGUUCUCCAGGUCGCAACAGGAUGUACGAGGGGAACAGGAUCUUCUUACAGUGGACAACAGGCGGGGACAGAGCACUGGCUGGAAAAGCCUCUCUGAAUCAAACAUCAACAAAUACAACAAUACACAACCUCUCUCCUCAAAGCUUACCAAAGGUCCCAGUCUUACCAACCUGUUCAAGAAGAGCCGGAAUGAUGACCAGAGCAGUGCCUCGUCAGGGGCGGAUGAGGACCUUUCCCUGGGCUCAGAGUACUCAUGGGGAAAGAGGGGCAGUAGUGCUAGUAGCACUGGUACAGACUGUGGUCUCUUGGAGAUCAACAGAGUGACAGGGGAGCUAAAGCUCGCCAUCACCUUCAACCACAUCACUUCCUGCCUGGAGAUCACAAUAAACGGCUGCAGAAACCUGGCGUAUGGAGAUAUCAAGAGGAAGAAGUGUCACCCGUACGUCAAAGUCUACCUACUGCCGGAGAAGUCUCAGAGCAGCAAACUGAAGACAACUAUCAAGAGGAACACAACGGAUCCCAUUUAUAAUGAAAUUUUACAGUGCAAGAUUGAGAGCCCCUUGUUGUCCAGGAGUACUCUGCAGGUGUCUGUGUGGCACUCUGCGACCCUGAAGAAGAAGGUGUUUCUGGGAGAGGUCCUCGUCCCACUGGAGGGCUGUAUAUUUGAGGACAGCACCACCCAGGGCUCCAACUGGUACCCCCUGUGGCCAAAGCCUGAGAGUCCAGAAGGGAGUGCAGUAGAGCAGGAUACAGCAGGAGAACUGCUGGUCAGAAUGAAGUUCACCUCCUUGUCCCAGCCAUCCUGGGUUUGCCACACAGAUGAGGUUCAUAUUGGACCACAUGAUGUUGGUCAACUCACUGUUCUCAUCACUGGUGCCAAAAAUCUGCCCACUAAAGCAAACACCAGUCAGAACACCUAUGUGAAAGGGUGCUUGACUCUUCCCGGGCCCAGGGAGCUGGUCCAGAGGACCCCUGUCCUGAAGAAGCCCAGUCCGGCGUGGUUUCACCAGCUGCUCUUCAGCAGAGUCACGCCCUAUGACCUCCAGAUCUGCACUCUGGAGCUUGACCUCUGGGACCACGCCCCAUUUACCUUCUCAGACCGCCUCCUGGGCUGGGUCAGAAUGGAAGCCGGGUCAUCAUGGCAACUGGUGCUGCAGACACCCAACAUGUGGCAUGACUUUAGUUUACCCAUGCAGGCCAACAUCAACAGCAGGAGAACAUGAUGUCAGAGUCAACAGAAAAAAAGCCCCUGGACUGGACACGGUCUUCCCACAAGAAAAACCUUGGCACUUUAAGGGCUCUAUUCAAUCCACAUCGCAGAGAUUCAGCGUGACUGAAAUUUAAAGGCAAUGCUCCCGCGUUAGCGAAUUCUGCAUUUAUGGGAAACGUUGCGGAUGUCGGCUCAAUAUGAAAUGACUUUUACAUUUCAGCAAUACAGACUGAAUAGAGCCCCUACUCCACCUUUAGCUCUAUUUGCACUGACCCUCAGGCCCUUGCUUAGUGAAAGUCCCUCCUAUUUAUGUUCAAUUGAUGACCUUUAAUGUAUUAAAAGGAUGUCCUACUCCAAAAGGAAACCUAUUGUUCUUUAUUACUGUUUUUAAAGGGACAUUCCACUCAAAUACAACCCAACAUGAUUUUUCCACUUUCCUUGGGAAAUGGCCUACAACUAAGGUAUUAAAGUGGAAAAUCAUGUUAAGUUGUAUUUUGAGGGGAAUAUUCCUUGUGCUUUAAGCAUGCUCACCUGAUAACAUUAAAUGUCUGAGAAAGUGACUGUCUACAACAUAAGAAAACAUGUGGUUGUCUCAUUCUUUCUUAGUUUCUUCUUGUCCUUUCUGUUCAUGAGUUUCUGUAACCCCUAGCUAACGUUUUUCCCUCAAGUCAGAAGAUCAGGAAGCAGAAAGUGAAAACACAGUAUGAAGCUGUAAUCAUAGAUCUUUAUUGCCAAUAUGCUAAACACCUCAUUAUAAAAUCCAGUUGAAAUAAAGAACAGCGGGCCAGCGGCAGCAUUGUGUGUUGUUUUGGUUAUAGUGUCAGUAAAAACCCAGUCUAGUACACAUCCACAGAGAGGGAACGGUGAGACUGUAUUCACGGUAAACGCUGCAUGUGUCGGCUCAAUCGGAAAUGACCUUUAAGUUUCUAAAACGCAAUCUGUAACGCUUCAGUGAAGCAGACUGAAUAGAGUCCUAAGUGUUUUUGUAUAAGCACUUUUCUCCUGGAGAAGAUGCACGUAUGCCUCGGAAAUGCUGCUGCUAGCUACUGUGAACUGCAUGGCAAAAUGCUGCUAGCUACCGUGAACUGCAUGGCAAAAUGCUGCUAGCUACCGUGAACUGCAUGGCAAAAUGCUGCUAGCUACCGUGAACUGCAUGGCAAAAUGCUGCUAGCUACCGUGAACUGCAUGGCAAAAUGCUGCUAGCUACCGUGAACUGCAUGGCAAAAUGCUGCUAGCUACCGUGAACUGCAUGGCAAAAUGCUGCUAGCUACCGUGAACUGCAUGGCAAAAUGCUGCUAGCUACCGUGAACUGCAUGGCAAAAUGCUGCUAGCUACCGUGAACUGCAUGGCAAAAUGCUGCUAGCUACUGUGAACUGCAUGG
Salmo salar (Atlantic salmon) is the source of this 5603-nucleotide messenger RNA. RefSeq names its product synaptotagmin-like 3 (gene sytl3). Gene Ontology annotation, cellular component: exocytic vesicle; plasma membrane. The record is from RefSeq and is a predicted model, not a curated record. Gene Ontology annotation, biological process: intracellular protein transport; exocytosis. NCBI's taxonomy places the organism in Eukaryota, Metazoa, Chordata, Actinopteri, Salmoniformes, Salmonidae. Gene Ontology annotation, molecular function: small GTPase binding; neurexin family protein binding.